UUUAUUCAGUAUUAAGUGAUCAGUUUAAAUAACAAUGAAGUGCAUAUUAUUAGUAUUAAUUACUAUAAAUUUUCAGAGUUUAUGCAAAGCGGUUUAUUAUCAGUCAAAUUCAACAGAUUUAACAAAAUGUAGUACAAUAUCUUACUCUAGAACGGGCAGUAAUUAUAAAGAAUUUUACCCCAUCUCUGUGAAGAAUAAUCCUGAAAAUGGUUCUUUGAUUUUCGACUUUCAUUUUGCAGUUUUAGCGACUAGCGAUGCUCAUAUUUUGUUAGCGCCUUCGGAUAAUAUUACUAAACAGGAUCCUGUUUACGAGCUGGUUAUCGGGGCUGGUGGAAAUACUUUCUCUGAUAUAAGAAGAAUGCAGAAAUCCGAUGUUAAAGCAUCCGUGCGGAUAAAAAAUUUGUUAUCCGCUCUUGAUCCACAUUUCUUCUGGAUUCAUAUGACGAAAAUUGGAACGGAAGGUCUACUAGAGGUAGGAAGAGAAGGAGAUAACACUUCUUUCAUUUCCUGGCAGGACCCCGACCCUUUACCGAUUAAAGUUAUCAGCUUCAGUACGUGGUCUGGCAUUGAAGCUAAAUGGUAUUUUGAUUGCGACAGAUCUGGAAACGAGGAGGAAAUACAGAAAAGUUUAACACCAUUGGAAAAAUUGAGGCGAAUCAUGUUGGCACAGUAUGAUCCUAUGGUCAGACCUGUUCUAGAUCAAGGGACUUUUACUAUGCUUCCAAUAUGGUUGAAUUUAAAGUACUUGGAACUGGAUGAACACAAAUCAACGCUAUACUUGAUGGGGACUGCAACUUUAAAAUGGCGUGAUGAAAAAUUGGAUUGGGACCCUAAAUUGUAUGGAGAUAUUCAAACGAUGCAUAUAUUUAAAAAUGAGAUAUGGCAACCUAAAUUAUUGUGUUCUAGUGCUGUUUCAAAUCCCUACGCCAUAUUUGAAGAUUCCAUGAUGGUGGUAAAUCAUACAGGCAUGGUUACGUGGAGGCCAGCAUUUCAUUUGGAAACAUUUUGUAACGCUGUGAACUUGGGCGACUGGCCUAGAGAUACUCAUACAUGCAAUGUAUCUUUUGAAAUUUUUCACGAUCAAAAUGUUCUAGUAAUUUUUGACGAAAACGGUAGUUCAUUGUUAGAUCAUGAACCGUCUCAAUGGUUAGUUUUAGAAGCAAAAGCCCUUAACAAACAAAACACGACAUUAGAUUCUUGGAGAUUCUUUAAUAUAAUAUUUAAAGUAAAACGGUCAUCAUCUAUCUAUACUGCAGUAUUCUUCAGUCCGUUUUUGGUUAUCGCAGUGUUGCUUCUUACAUCUUUUUGGGUUAGCACAAAAGGUCAUAUGAAAAUAUCUAUGGGUUGUGCACAGCUAUUGUUGGAAACUUUGAUGUUGUUGACACUAGGAAGCUUUGUGCCGAACAGUUCAGAUCACGUGCCGAACUUGACUCUCCUGUACAGUUGGAGUCUAGUGGGAACACUAGUUUCAAUAAUAAUAUCCAUUAUAGUUAUAAACUUUUCAAGAGAAAAACAAGGGACUCCUUUAUCUCACAUUUUGUGCAAUAUUCUUACUAUAAAAUUUGUCAAAAGGAUUUUGUUUUUACCUGACAUAAUUAUGCCGGAUGAAUAUGGCCAUUUGGGAAGAAACUCAUUGACCAAAAAUGAAGAUAAAGGCCAAUCUUUUUGGUUCUUGUUGGGUGUGGCAAUAGACAGAAUUUCCUUUUUUGUAUAUUUAUUGCUUGUGUGCUAUGUCGUAGGACAAUAUAUAGCAUUUUGCCUUUAAAUAAGUUUAUAAUAUAUGUUCUAAAUUUUACAUUUAAACAUUUUACAUAAAAUGAAAUUUUACAUAAAAAAUGUAAGUACUUAAGAUUUAUAUUAAGUAAAAAA
This is a messenger RNA of Sitophilus oryzae (rice weevil), 1869 nucleotides long. RefSeq names its product neuronal acetylcholine receptor subunit beta-3-like. The record is from RefSeq and is a predicted model, not a curated record. Bases 35 to 1765 code for a protein of 576 amino acids. NCBI's taxonomy places the organism in Eukaryota, Metazoa, Arthropoda, Insecta, Coleoptera, Curculionidae. Gene Ontology annotation, biological process: monoatomic ion transport. Gene Ontology annotation, cellular component: membrane. The transcript is spliced from 12 exons. Gene Ontology annotation, molecular function: extracellular ligand-gated monoatomic ion channel activity.